Molecule: messenger RNA, 4047 nt
Organism: Pogona vitticeps (central bearded dragon)
Lineage: Eukaryota; Metazoa; Chordata; Lepidosauria; Squamata; Agamidae
Source: RefSeq, a predicted model, not a curated record
UGUGUGUGUGUGUGUGUGAGUGAGAGAGAGAGAGAGAGAGAGAGAGAGAGAGAGAGAGAGAUUGGGGCUGGCGCGGAAGGGUUAACAGGCGAGCGCUCUUCUUCCCGCACCUUUUUGUAUGAAUAUUAAUAUCCCACCAGUUGCUUCGGGCUGAUUUUGAAGGUUUUUCAGGAACACAACAUUGUGCGGGAGGAGGAGGAGGGCGGGCGAGGGCCUGCGUGCAACUCCCUCCUUCCCGGUUGCUCCACAGCCAGGCCAUCAUCAUCCCACCCGCCGGCACCCCUGGGACUCUGUCCAAGCCGGGUGGGACCUGCUCCAGAGCAGCUGUGGAGGCGCACGAGGGACGGCGGUGCGCAGAGAGGCUGCCGGCUGCAGUUGCCUCGGCGGGCAUGGCCGGCUCUGGCGCCAAUGGGCCAGAGGGGCCCCUGCCUUCUCCCCCGAGGCAUUCCCCAAUGGGCGAGAGUUUUGGGGGGCAGCAAAGGAGGCCCCCCAGAUAUCUGGCAGGUGCACCGGUGGGAGCCACCUCCUGGGGGCCCAGAGAUGCUGGGAGGCAGAGGCGAGGCUGGAGGAAGGGACUGGGAGCCGGAUCGCUCCCUUCCGACUGCAUCUGGCCCAUCGCUCCCUGGAGGCGUCUGCUCAUCGCUGGGCUGAUGUUGGCCUGUGUGGUUCAGGGAACCGACCACCGGACGACGGCGCAUGGACCCGGCCACGGCCUGCAGCCACGCCGCCACUGGCGCCAGCUGGGCCACGGCGCCUGGACCCACUGGGGCAGCUGGAGCGCCUGCUCCAGCACCUGCGGGGAGGGUGCCUCCUUCCGGGCCAGGAGGUGCAUCCGAUUCCCCGAGGAGGAGCCGUGCAUGGGGAAGGCCCGGCAGUACCGCGUGUGCCAACUGGAGGGGUGUCCCCAGGGUGCCAUCCCUUUCCGUGCCGUCCAGUGCUCGCUCUACAAUGGAAAGUCGGUCUUGGGGGGCCAGGGGCCAUAUCGGUGGGUCCCCUUCCACGGAGCACCCAGCCUCUGUGACCUGAACUGCCUGGCUGAAGGGCACAAUUUCUACUACACCUUCGGCAGAGUUCUGGACGGCACCCCCUGCAGCCCGGAGUCCCGGGAUCUUUGCAUCAGUGGCCGGUGUCUGCGAGCCGGCUGUGAUGGGAUCCUGGGCUCCGAGGCGCAGGCGGACGCCUGUGGGAUGUGUGACGGCCGGAAUGAGUCGUGUGUCCUGGUGCAGGCGGUGUUCCAGGCGGCCUUCCCUGCCUCUGGUUUCUUUGGGUACAAGAACGUGACCCGCAUCCCAGCCGGCGCCCGGCACAUCAAGGUGGUGGAUCGGAGCCGCAACUAUCUGGCCCUGAUGGACGCGAACCAGCGCUACGUCCUCAACGGGGACUGGGCCAUCAACUGGCCUGGCGAGUACGAGGUGGCCGGCACCCGUGUGCACUACAGGCGCACAGCGGAUCUGCAGGAGAGCUUGGAGGCCGAGGGCCCCACCCAGGAGGACCUCCUGGUCAUGGUCCUCGUCCAGGAACCCCACCCGGGGGUCGAGUAUCAGUUCUGGCUCCCACGGGGACACUUGCAUCCGGCCCAGAGUGACACCAGCCCCCUCCGGCAGCCUCAGGUCCGGGAGGCCGAAGGAGCCCCGGCGGCAACCAUUGGGGAGCCCCAUCGUUCCCCAGGAGCCACAGCAGUGGCCCCCCACUUCCAGAAUGCCCGGAGAAGCAGCCGGCGGAAGGCGCAGGGGGAGGCACCGCCGGGGGCAGCCGCCCACCCAGGGAGAUGUGGGGAAUGCCAGGUGCCCAGAGGGAGGUCACAGCUCUUCCGGGCCCGGAUCCUGUCCAAGCAGCUUGUGGGCCAGGAGACGCGCUACGACCUGCAGGUGAGGGAGGCGUACCGCAACCGCGUGGCCCUGCGCCACCGGGAGUACCUCUGGGUGGCCGACACCUGUGACUGCCCCCCGCUGACCGAGCGGCGCGAAUACGUCCUCAUGGCUCGCCAGCACGUCAACUUUGAGCACACCCGCAAUCGGCUCCUGCUGCCCCGGGGCGCCUACGCCCGGCCCUGGUCCCCCCGGGAGGACCUGCAGCUGCGGGACGCGGCCCAGCGCUGUGGGGGGUUGGAGGAGGCCUGGAGGAGCCCUCGGGGCCCGGGGCCCCUUCGCAGGGAGGGCGGGGGACCGGCCGGCUGACCUCCCCUGCACCCACCCACAGACGGACGGCUGCGGAGAUGGACGGUGGCUCGAGGGGGGGGGGCGUGCAUCUCGAUGACAUGCUCCAGAUGAGAACCGGGCAGGCCAAAGGGGUGGCUUUCCUCGGUGUGGCCAAAGCAUCUAGGCCACGUUUUCCUGCCCGGGCCGGUGUUCAUUGUCCUCGUGUAUGUGUGUGCAUUGGGGGGUGUCCCUAUCGUAGAAAGCGUGAGACUUUCUCCUGCUCUCAUGCACAGGAUCAAUUCCCCCCCCCCGGGAGUCUCUGAAGGGCCCUCGAGAGUCCGUCUAGUAGUCUAAGCCACCUUUGCCAGGGCGCGAAAGGAAUGGCUCACACCACCCCUGCCAGGUGGACCGCCCAGACCCCUGCUUAGAAGCCUCCUUUGGCGGAAGGAGCAUCAGCCAUGUCCGGAAGCCGUUCCUUCCUUUGAAUCAGCAUCCUUAACCCUGCUGUUCUUGACCUUUGGGGAUGCCCUCAUUAUCCUUCCUCCUAUACUCCUUUCCCCCAUCCUUUAGUAUUUAGGGGAUGCCUUGAGGGUGAAUUUAAAGGCACCGGAGGCCCGUGGGCGGCUUAAAGCCCCCCCCAUCCUCCCCCUACAAGCACACGGCUGCAUAAUGGGUAAAUGUAAAGCACACACACACACACACGCUACACACCUUUCUCUUACAUGCACACAGACACCGAGGUGUGCGUUUGCCCCUCUCUGGGUGGGCGGUUACAGGAGAAACCCAGGUGCUCCCCCCCCUUCCCCGGCUGGCCGGGCAGCCUUGGCCACCUCUGCCCAAGGGCCACGGGUGUCGGUGGCCCCUGGCCAAGCACAGGGUUUGACCCCCCCUCCCCAAGGCUGCUCUUCCCAGGCUGCCUCUCAAAGAGCCAAGCCUGACGUCAGGUGGGGGGCAGAGCAGGGGAAAUCUCCUGCGCCUGGUCUGGAUCCGUUCCCCUCAAAACCCGAGUGCCCCUUGACCUUCUGGCCCCACUGCCUGGCUGUCUCCCAGCUUCUCUCCGGGGAGGGAGAGGAGCUGCCCCUGGUCACAGUGGAGGAGGCUGGUGGAACGGAGGGGGGGCCCUUCCCGGCCCGCCUAGCCCAGCCGUCAGCAAAUGAUAGUUUCGGGGUCGGUUGGGCUCCCCACGACGAAAAGACCCCCUGCGGCUGUGGCGUCUUUGCUUCCCGGGCGGACGGCUUUUUCUCUGCGGCUGGUUCUCGGCAUGGAAGUGAGAAAGGGGGGGAUGCCUUCCAGUUGAGCAAGGGCUCCUUGUGCCCCCUCCCCCGGUGUCCUGGCUUCGGAUUCUGGAUCGUCUGGAGGGUGGCCUGGUGAAGCCAGGUUCCUCCCUUUUCAUCUUUUGAACCCAGCUCCUCCCGGAAGAAGGGGGAUGGGGGCCCUGUAACUCUAGCCACCUCUCCUGACUUGAAACCGGCUCCCGCUUCCUGCGGCUCUCCGUAGGAAGAGCUGAGCCCCCACCUGGAUGUGGCCCAGUCCUUUCUGCCUUCUCCCCCCGCCCCGCCCCGCUCCUGGACCUCAACACUUCUCAUGGAAGGUUUCUUCCCACCUCAAGACGUUGACUACUUUGCGCCAGUCUUUCUUUUCUUUUUCUGCAUUUAUGAGCAUGAACAACAACACAAACACAAGCCGGCAAAUGGGUGGAAAAAGGGAGGCAGCUACAGAGCAGAAGUGUUUUCAGGGAAUCCCACCCUUCUGGCUCUGGGCAGGGCCAGGGGGAAGCCUAGAAGCGCUUCCAUCUGGGCCAAAUCCUGCCAAGAAGCAUGGGGUGAAAACCAGGAGAGGCCGGGCGGAGGGGGGCCGCUUUGGGCAUUUCUGCAGCCACUACAUUUGAAAUAAUAGGACUUUCAAAAAC